UGACAAUCACAUUUCCUGUGCAUGACCUUGACGGCGGUUGUACCCCCAGGAUGGACCACGCUCGUUCAUCCAGAAGGUUCUCGCUACUUUCUAAACAAAGAACAUAGAACAUUCACAGAAGUGGAUAUCUUUAACCCACGAAUAUACAAGUCCAUUGAAUACCACAUGCGGUACUUGCGGAGUGGGCUCGAGUCCGCCGUUAAACAAGAGAAGCUCAAUCUCCCCAUAGCACAGGUGGACCUUGUGCUCGAGCUAAAGAACAUUGACGCGUCUGAUGACUCUGCCAUCGUUUGUUGGUACUAUUUCGUCAACCACAAUAGCAGGUGCCUCUUCUGGUUGCACGAGUCUGAUGUUGGACAUGUGCUCUCCGAUUGUAAAGGCGUCAAGAGUCUUUCACACAUACGGCUUGCCAUCCAGGCACAAUAUUGGCUACAUUGGGAGUAUUUCCCUGACCUGUGCUUAGUUUCACAGGACCAUGUCGAUGAGGUUAAGGAUAUGCUGAUACAUGCGACAUGUGACCACAUAACAUCGAAGCGGUCUUCUGCGCUAGGUGAUGUCAUCGAACUCAAGGACUACAUUUCGGUGGUAGACGGAAUCAAGGGUACUUAUUCAGUCAGUGCUAUCUCAUUUGUCUAUCUAGCUGUGAUUGAUGAUGACUUUCCAGGUGAAAAUCAGUUUAUCAACUUUCACGGGGAGAAUUGCGUGAGACUCAUCUCUGACAAGACAGUCCAUGGUUGGGAAUACGUACCAUCACUGUUGAUGGUCGUAGUUGCACCCCUCCUUUUUUUGGACCCCGUGACGCAAGUCCAAGAACUGCACAGGGUUUUUGUGGAUGAAAUUGCUUCCACGGCACGGUGGAAUGCACUUAGUUCAAAAUUGAAAGGGCGACUUCAGGACUCCAAUCUCUUGGCCACUGUCCUGCUCAACGCCAAUGUUGGGUUUCUCGCUCUCGACACCGUUGAUGAGGGCAGUAAAUCUGCCAUUCAAAUGGCUUGCUACAUGUCCUUGGUGACGAGCUUGGGAAGUAUAAUUCUCGGCAUCUUCUUGGUAUGGCAUGAACAAACCUCUGGAGACAAUACAGCUUUGGAAGCAGCAUCAUUCGCAUUGAGACUUCACGACAAAAAGCACGGACUUGAAAAGCUGGCCAUAAUUUACAGCGUUCCCAAGGCGUUACUCAUGUGGGGGAUGGUCUUCUUCUUUGCGGCAUUCUCCAUCAAUUGGUGCAGUGCUGGAGGUACAAUUUCCAGGGCCGUAGUUGGUGCUUUGACACUGAUCGUAUUCGUGAUGAUAUCAUACGGCAUCAUCCGCAUCAGGGAAGGA
This is a messenger RNA of Suillus subalutaceus, 1320 nucleotides long. RefSeq lists its product as uncharacterized. NCBI's taxonomy places the organism in Eukaryota, Fungi, Basidiomycota, Agaricomycetes, Boletales, Suillaceae. The transcript is spliced from 10 exons. The annotation marks the transcript as partial. The record is from RefSeq and is a predicted model, not a curated record.